This is a messenger RNA of Daldinia caldariorum, 1524 nucleotides long. RefSeq lists its product as uncharacterized. The transcript is spliced from 2 exons. Gene Ontology annotation, biological process: regulation of DNA-templated transcription. Lineage: Eukaryota; Fungi; Ascomycota; Sordariomycetes; Xylariales; Hypoxylaceae. Gene Ontology annotation, molecular function: DNA-binding transcription factor activity, RNA polymerase II-specific; zinc ion binding. Bases 375 to 1448 code for a protein of 357 amino acids. The record is from RefSeq and is a predicted model, not a curated record.
CGCCGGUAAUCUCUUUAACCCAGGGAUAUUUAAAUGGUGCGUAGCUAUUCGGACAUAUAUGUAUGUCCUUGGUUUGUCCAGGUCCACGAUAAGUAUCAUGUCCUGUCAGUCCACAUCCUCACACGACGGCUCUGAGAUGGAUGCGCCACAAGUUGGUUACAUAGGCGGACAUCUAACGCCGACAAGUUCCGCCCCAGAGGUAAGACUUAUCAGCAUCCAACCUAGCACACCCUUCGCUUUCAUCCCCUCCCCUGUUUCAUCUACAAUCAACCGUAAGAUAUCUAGACGGCAGGAACUCUAACUGAAAAAACAUGAGCUGAAAAUACCGAUUUUGGCCCCUAACUUGUGAUUGCAGGAAGCGAGCGAGGUCGAUCAUGACAUUGAUCCUCCUCCUGAGAAGAGGAGAAAUAGACUUGGCUACCAUCGGUCAGCGGUCGCAUGUAGUAAGUACCUGUUACCACGCCAAACAGCAACUAGCUCCAGGAAAGAUUUGUAUGGGUGUUAAAGUGCAGUUCGGUAUAGAUCCCUGUCGAAAAAGGAAAAUCAGGUGUAAAAAACCUGAGACGCGCGAUGUCCUAAACCGAUGUGAGAGUUGCAUCAAUCUCAAGAAGGACUGUAUAUACGCUCCAGUAAGCCAACAAGCGCCGCUGCCAACGACGAUACAACGGCCAAGAAGGAUGUCAGUCGGGGUCAACCCUACGUCGCCAUCCACCGCAUCACCCACGAUGGCAAUGGACCAGGUUGUGGAAGGGCCAUCGAAUCCGACUUAUCACCAGCUUACGGCGAUGUCGUCAAUGCCUAGUAUAUGCCAUCAACCGGCGGAAAAUGGUGACAAUGGAACUUGCUCUGCUAGGGAAGUUCCAUCGACUACACCUAACAGCCGGUCAUUUAGUUACGGACAAGGGACAAGCGGUUGGAUGCAUACUGAUGCGGAUGUUAAUACCACGACAACGUCAGGGGACACGACUGGCCCUUGGAUGACCAUACCCCACGGCCUGCCCGACGCUACAGAAUUCUCGCAAUAUGCCCCGCAGACAACGUCACCACUCUCGACAUGGCCGGCGAACUCUCUCGGGAUACAUAGAGUGGAUACUGAUGCACAUCUAGAUCACACAUGGCGUCCAUACCCAUCGGGCGCGCGGUCUAUGUCGUUCAACAACACACAGUCCGGGCAAUUCGAUCCUUCGCCGACAAGACCAUACGAUGGAAUCCAGUCGCCAAGCGCCGCUGAUAUCAUGCCGGAAGUAAACCUGCACGCUCAGGGGUCUCUCUCUGCUGGUGCCACGCCGAGUCUAGCGUACGAUGUAUGGCAGCAGCAAUACCAAUAUUCUAGGCUUAACGAAGAAUAUAACGGCUGGUAUGAGAACGGUGACCAUCCGACCCGCCCAGAUAUCUCGUCUAGCGAGGGUUCCUCACAGACUGGAGGUACCUACUACAGGCAAAGAUGACAUCAAGCCAAUCGCUACAGGCGCGGACAGCAAAACCACCACCCUGCCUACCGCACUGCAUUUUUCCGCAGACCAG